AUCCUCGACCAAACUAUGGCAGAAGUAGCUCCAGCUCCCGCAGCCGCCCCGGCUAAGGCCCCCAAGAAGAAGGCAGCAGCCAAGCCCAAGAAGACUGGCCCCAGCGUCAGCGAGCUCAUCGUUAAAGCUGUGUCCGCCUCCAAGGAGCGCAGCGGAGUGUCUCUGGCAGCCCUCAAGAAGGCUCUGGCUGCCGGAGGUUACGAUGUGGACAAGAACAAGGCCCGCGUUAAGACCGCCGUCAAGAGUCUGGUGACCAAGGGGACUCUGGUCCAGACCAAGGGGACCGGGGCCUCCGGCUCUUUCAAGAUGAGCAAGAAGGCUGAGGCCAAGCCCGCUAAGAAAGCCGCUCCUAAAGCCAAGAAGCCCGCCGCCAAGAAACCCGCUGCAGCUAAGAAGGCCAAGAUAGCAGCCGCUAAGAAAUCCCCCAAGAAGGUCAAGAAGCCCGCAGCGGCCAAGAAAGUAGCCAAGAGCCCCAAGAAGGCCGCUAAGAAGCCCGCCAAGAGCCCCAAAAAGGCCGCAAAGAGCCCCAAGAAAGUGGUGAAGAAGGCUCCCGCAGCCAAGAAAGCCCCAGCAAAGAAGGUGGCCAAGCCCAAGGCAAAGAAGGCAGCACCCAAGAAGAAGUAAACUUUCAUCACUCUGAAGCCCUCAACCUCAAAGGCUCUUUUAAGAGCCACACACCUUUCUAUAAAGAGCAUAUUCCUAAUUGUGUUUUUAUAGUAUAGUAGUUUCUCUUCAGUUGCAUGAGUUAUGAUCUAAUG
This is a messenger RNA of Scomber japonicus (chub mackerel), 758 nucleotides long. RefSeq names its product histone H1-like. The coding region runs from base 16 to 624 and encodes 202 amino acids. Gene Ontology annotation, cellular component: nucleus; nucleosome. Gene Ontology annotation, molecular function: structural constituent of chromatin; nucleosomal DNA binding; double-stranded DNA binding. Gene Ontology annotation, biological process: chromosome condensation; nucleosome assembly; negative regulation of DNA recombination. The record is from RefSeq and is a predicted model, not a curated record. The transcript has a single exon. Lineage: Eukaryota; Metazoa; Chordata; Actinopteri; Scombriformes; Scombridae.